Molecule: messenger RNA, 1059 nt
Organism: Priapulus caudatus
Lineage: Eukaryota; Metazoa; Priapulida; Priapulimorpha; Priapulimorphida; Priapulidae
Product: protein MAK16 homolog A-like
Exons: 8
Coding region: 138-977 (279 amino acids)
Biological process (GO): maturation of 5.8S rRNA; maturation of LSU-rRNA
Cellular component (GO): nucleolus; preribosome, large subunit precursor
Source: RefSeq, a predicted model, not a curated record
AGGUGUCCAAAAAGAGCAUGGCAGCCGCCAUCAAGUUGUAAGCGUGAAACGUUGAUUAACAUAUUUCGGGAUUAGGAAGAGAAACACCGACUUUUACGUAUAACAGUGUCUGUUUCGCACCAUACGAACAAGUCAUCAUGCAACAAGACGACGUUAUCUGGAGUAUUAUCAAUGGUUCAUUCUGCUCAUUCAAGACACAGACAAAAACACAGAAAUUUUGCAGAAAUGAAUACAAUUUGACUGGCUUGUGUACACGUUCCGCCUGUCCAUUGGCGAAUAGCCAAUAUGCCACAAUACGAGAAGAAAAUGGCAUUUGCUACCUGUACAUGAAGACGAUAGAGAGAAGCCAUUUCCCUGCGAAGCUGUGGGAAAAGGUGAAGCUUAGUCGUAGCUACCAGCGAUCGUUGGAACAGAUUGAUGAGAAUUUGCUCUACUGGCCGGGAUGGAUCCGACACAAGUGCAAGCAACGCUUCACCAAAAUCACACAGUAUCUGAUCCGCAUGAGGAAGCUGCGUCUGAAGAGACAAAAGAAACUGGUUCCAGUGCAGAAGAAGGUGGAGAGGCGAGAGAAGCGACGAGAAGAAAAAGCAUUGAUUGCAGCCAGGUUGGAUCAAGCUAUUGAGAAGGAGUUGCUGGAUAGGUUGCGCGCAGGCACUUAUGGAGACAUAUACAACUUUCCUCAACAUGCCUUUGACAAAGCAUUGAAAUCUGAAGAGAUGGAGAGCGAGAGUGAAGCUGAGGAAGAUGAGGAGAAGAAGGCAGAUGAUGAGGAUGUUGGAAAGGUAACAUAUGUGGCAGAUGAGGACUUUGAACAGAGUGAUCUUUCUGAUAUAGAGGACAUGGAGGCUGAGUCGACGUCUGAGGAAGAAGAGCAAGAGCUUGUGAAGUCAAGGAGAAAGAGACCACAAGUAGAAAUAGAAUAUGAACAGGAGUUAGAUCAACCGUCAACAUCCAAACUUAAAAUGAAAACUAAAUAGCAUCAUUAUACAAGUAUUAGGCAAACCAACAACAAUUUGUUAUGAUCUCUGAACAUAAUAAAUGUAUUUUAUAAUAUUUUAA